Molecule: messenger RNA, 780 nt
Organism: Rotaria sp. Silwood1
Lineage: Eukaryota; Metazoa; Rotifera; Eurotatoria; Philodinida; Philodinidae
Source: the annotation of a GenBank genome assembly
AUGGCUCAACGUGCUUCAUCACAUACAAGUCUUAAUUCAUUGAAAGAUUCUAAGUUAAACACAUCGUAUCAAUCAAAAAAUUCAGCAUUAGGUCGCCGACGACAUCAUGGACUUGUUAGUAAAAUUGGAACAAGUUUUCGGUCAAUAUUUCGACGAUUUUCACGUCCAUCAAAAACAUUAAGCGAAAUGGAACUACAAGUAUUAUUAUCAAUAACAAAUUUUACUCGUGAAGAUAUUUUAAAAUGGCAUGAAAAAUUUUUAGCUGAUUGUCCACAUGGUUAUAUGACUCGAAAAGAUUUUAUAUCAAUGUAUAAAUCAUUAAAUCCAAAUGGUGAUGUUGAACGUUUUGCUGGUCAUAUAUUUCGUGCAUUUGAUAUUGAUAAAUCAAAUACAAUUGAUUUUCAUGAAUUUCUUAUUGGUUUAUCAAUGACUUCAAUAACAAGUUCACCAGAAACUAAACUUGAAUGGAUAUUUCAAGUAUUUGAUAUUGAUGGAAAUGGUUUAUUAACACGAAAUGAAUGUUUAGAAGUUAUUGAUAUUAUUGUAAGAUUUAAUUAUAUACAAUCAACUGGUGAACAAAAUAAUUCGGAAAUCGAACAAUUAGUUAAUUCAGCUAAACGUAGUAUGAUGAGAAUAUUUGAUGAUAUAUCUGGUGAUCGAUGUAAUACAUUAACAAUGGCACAAUUUGUUGAAGGAUGUCAAAAAGAUGCAUUUAUUUCACAAUUAUUAGCACCAAAUUCAGGAACUGGAAAUGGAAUGACAACUACAUCAAAUACAUAA